AUGUCAGAUAGUAAAACUGUUGGAUUACAAGUGCAGGAACUUCAACUUAUUUUCCAUGAUCUGAUUGCUGAGGAUGUGGUAGUAAAUGAAGCUUUUCAAGUGGCUGAAAUGAUCGAGAAUUUACCUCCUUCGUGGAACGACUUCAAGAAUUAUCUAAAGCACAAACGUAAGGAAAUGAAGCUUGAAGAACUUGUGAUUCGGCUCAAGAUUGAGGAAGAUAACAAAAUCGCCGAAAAGAAGUCUCGCAAGAAGAGAAAGAAGUCCAACAAACAGAAGUCAGAACAAGCCAAGAAGAUAUUCAAGGGUAAUUGUUAUAACUGUGGUAAGGCUGGUCACAAGUCUUCUGACUGUCGUGCUCCAAGAAAGGACAAAGACAAAGACAAAGACAAAGACAAAGACAAAGACAAAGACAAAGACAAAGACAAAGACAAAGACAAAGACAAAGACAAAGACAAAGACAAAGACAAAGACAAAGACAAAGACAAAGACAAAGACAAAGACAAAGACAAAGACAAAGACAAAGACAAAGACAAAGACAAAGACAAAGACAAAGACAAAGACAAAGACAAAGACGUACACUCAUGCUGA
This is a messenger RNA of Solanum tuberosum (potato), 588 nucleotides long. Its product is annotated as splicing regulatory glutamine/lysine-rich protein 1-like. The transcript is spliced from 2 exons. Gene Ontology annotation, molecular function: zinc ion binding; nucleic acid binding. The record is from RefSeq and is a predicted model, not a curated record. The coding region runs from base 1 to 588 and encodes 195 amino acids. Lineage: Eukaryota; Viridiplantae; Streptophyta; Magnoliopsida; Solanales; Solanaceae.